Molecule: messenger RNA, 1236 nt
Organism: Cutaneotrichosporon oleaginosum
Lineage: Eukaryota; Fungi; Basidiomycota; Tremellomycetes; Trichosporonales; Trichosporonaceae
Source: RefSeq, a predicted model, not a curated record
AUGGCAGCGCUGGUUCUUAAGGCGCUGUCAAAGCUGCUGGCGACCGGCACUUGGCCUCGCCGUCGACGCGCCGUGCCCGUCGCCAAGCACCACGAGCCGGACCACGAGCCGGACUCGGACCCUGACCCGCUGCUGGACAGCAGCGCCUUUCCGCACCUCCUUGACCUGAUCAUUGCCGCCAGUCUUCCACAUGAGCUCAUGGCCCUCCGGCAGACAAGCAAGGGGGCGCGAUCACGCGCGGACGCAGCCCUCUUCUCACACGUUGCCAUCAUCGCUCUCGACUACCCAACCGUCGAGUACUGGGCGCCGGAUAUGCAGACCCGUCUCCCGCUCCAGCCCAGAAUGGAUGCAGACUGGAUCGACCAUGCCGCCAAGCUCACCCACACUCGCACACUGGACAUCUAUCCAGCCGGUGCGCGCGGCUCUGGCCCGGCCGCCACGCCAGCGUUUGUUCGCGGUCAGUGGGCGUUGGGUGCCUGGCCGCCCGCAACCCUCCUCCACAACCCCUCCAUCGUGAGACGCGCCGAUACAUCGAUGCCCCACCCUCCCACCACCACACUUGUCGAUUACAUCGACCUCUCCUCCCCAAAUCCUCCCGACCAAGGCUUUAUCCACGCCAGUGGCGAGUGCGUCGACUACGUCCUCCACCUUUCUUUCGUGCAAAGCAGCAACAGCUUCCCACGUGGGUUGAUGAUGCGCGGUGCGAAGCGCUCGCACGGGGUAAAGAGCGUCACCCUCGUCCUGUGCCCUCAGGGUGACGGAGACGAUGAGGAAUACGAAUACCUCGCAGGACGAGCCGACCGCUUCGAUGUCCUCCUCCCCUUCCUGCACAGCCUUGUGCCAUGGCUCGCCGGUGGCGCGAGUCUCACCCUCGUCGGCGUCGAGCGCUGUCAGCCGUACUACAUCGGCAUCGCUUCUGGCCACCCCAUCGAGUCUCGCCGGCAGCGUCGCCGAAACCGCACACGCCGCAUCUUUGGAGGCAAUGACCACGUAGAGGUGGACGUCGGAGGCACAAUCUCACCGCAAAUGACGAACGCCAUGCGCGCACGAUUAUACGAGAUCUCCGUUGCCGACGCAACGUUCGGCCGCUCGGUAGAGGAGAACUGGCACUGGGACCGAAGCGAGAUUGACCGCGCACACAAAGUUUCUGAGACAAUGCGCGUAGUCACGUUUGACCAGUGGCGCGCAGAAACGGAUAGCAUCGUCGCUGAGUGGCGACCAAAGUUAUCUCUUUGA